Messenger RNA from Musa acuminata AAA Group (dessert banana), 496 nucleotides. Its product is annotated as protein transport protein Sec61 subunit gamma-like. The transcript has 3 exons. NCBI's taxonomy places the organism in Eukaryota, Viridiplantae, Streptophyta, Magnoliopsida, Zingiberales, Musaceae. Gene Ontology annotation, biological process: protein targeting; post-translational protein targeting to membrane, translocation. Bases 16 to 306 code for a protein of 96 amino acids. The record is from RefSeq and is a predicted model, not a curated record. Gene Ontology annotation, cellular component: membrane; Ssh1 translocon complex. Gene Ontology annotation, molecular function: transmembrane protein transporter activity.
UAAGACCUGGGGGGAAUGUAUUCUUCCAACUUUGCUUGCCGAGUGCUCGAUCUCGAUCUCGAUCUCGAGCUUAGGGUUUUGCUAUCUGCGAUCGACAUGGAUGCCUUGGACUCCGCGGUCGAUCCCUUGAGGGAGUUCGCCAAGGACAGCGUCCGCCUCGUCAAGCGCUGCCACAAGCCCGAUCGCAAGGAGUUCUCGAAGGUGGCGGUCCGCACGGCGAUCGGGUUCGUGGUGAUGGGAUUCGUCGGGUUCUUCGUCAAGCUGAUCUUUAUCCCGAUCAACAACAUCAUUGUCGGCUCCGGUUAGGAGCUUAAGUGGCCCGAGGGGUUGCGUGCUGUUGGACGAGGGAAAUGUAUUUGCCAUCCUAUUGGUUUCCCCUGCUCCAGCAUUUUUGGUGUCACUGUGAAGAAAACUUGGUACUUGACUUCCAUGUAUGAUCGAUAACCUGUUACAUGGACCUUCUCUGUCUGGAGAGCUAUAGAUCCAGGUUCUGGUA